This is a messenger RNA of Schistosoma bovis, 7081 nucleotides long. The record is from the annotation of a GenBank genome assembly. NCBI's taxonomy places the organism in Eukaryota, Metazoa, Platyhelminthes, Trematoda, Strigeidida, Schistosomatidae.
CUGGCGUUUGUUUGAAUCAAUGAACGAACCAAACUUGUAGCUAACCUAGAAAAAGGUUAUGCAGAUUCCGCUCUACUCGCAAAAAGUGUUGUUCCCUCGUGUUGGGACGUUAAUAGCUAGUCAACUUAUGAUGUCAUUUUCAAAUGACUGAAUGUCAUGCAUAUCAAAUACUUGCAUAUUUCACAUUAGUUUGGAGUUAUAUUUAAAUUUUUGAAUCAAAAAAACUAUGUUAAGCUCCACCGCUUCUGAUAAUUUAGCCUGUACUGAUGAAGUCAAAGUUUAUGAAGAUGAAGGGGAAGAAGAAGAACAGCAGAAAUCCUCAGAAAACCUUACAGAAGAUAAAGUUAGGUUGGUUAUCGAGAGUGAAACUCAAAUACCAAAAAUAUUUGAUUUAUUUGGUAAAAAUGGUGGAGCCUCUUCAUUAUUCAAAAUGCCAUUUCCAACUGAUCCUCGUUUGGCCAGUUAUUUUCUACCUGGUUAUCCUGCUGCAAUCGCGGCUGCUAUGGCAGCUGUAAAUGCUGCCUCUUAUUCAUUAUCAUCUUCACCAUGUUUAACAACAUGUUCAUCAUCAACAUCAUCUUCGUUACCAUCCAUGACUAAACCAACUUCUUCAAUAUGGAAUAUGAAUCCUGCUGCUGUUGUCGCGGCAGCUGCUGCUGCGGGAACAGCAUCUUCUUUUUGGUCAACUGGUUGCAGUGGCGGUGGUGGUUCAUCGUCUACUUCUUCUGGUUAUGCAAGUUCUGAAGGUAGUGGAGGCAGUAAUGGUACUAAUGGUUCAAAUUGGUUGCAUCAUUCAGCAAUAUCACCAGGUAGUAAUAGUAGCAUAGGUGGGAGUGGCGGUAGUGGAGGUGGAAGCUGUGGCAGUGGUUUCAGUUUCUUACAAUAUCCUUAUCCUCGUCAGCAUAAUUUAUUUAAUCAGAAACAUUAUCUACGAACAUCAAAUGAUGACGAUUUAAUUUCAUGUAUAAGAAGAGAAUCACCAAGUUUUGAUCGAUCAGUAUAUUUUUCAAAUAACAAUAUUAAUAAUAAUAAUAAUAACACUAAUUUUUCAUAUGCAGAAAAUCAUCCUAUUGACUACAAUUUAUCUGGUCAAAUUUCAAGAUUUUCUAAUUUAUACAAUGAUCCUGUCAAGAAUUCAGCAAGUUUGACUACUCAGUUCCCAUCAUGUGUUCCUAAUCCGUUUGGAUUUAUACCAUUUUAUGAUUCAUUCAGAUGUGGUGCAGCUGCUGCUGCUGCGGCAGCGGCGGCGGCUGCAGCAGCAGCAGCUUUUUCUCAAAAAUCUCCACAUGAAACAACUGUUCAACAUGAUGGUGACAUUUUAAAGUUUGGUUCAAAAUAUCCAACAAACAGUCGAAAUCAUACUACGAUGAGCAAUUUUGAUAUAAGUUUAGAAAAUUGUAAAAACUAUAAGAAUUCAAUUGAUAGCAGGAAUGAUAAUGCUUGUACUACCAAUAUACCUGAUGUUUCUACUAAUUCUGUUAAUACCGUUACUUGUAUAAAUGAGAAUAAAUUCAAUAAAUUAUCAUUAUCAUCAUCACUAUACACAAAUGCUUAUCAGACACAUCCUUUAUCAUCACAUAACCAACAGUGUAUUCGUCACUCGAAAGAUUUAUCCUUUAAUAAUAUGAAUAUGUUAAAUUAUCCACGUGAAAUGGAAUCAACAGUUGGACUUUCAGUACGUGAGCAUAGUCAGUCACCAUUGCCGACAUCUCGUUAUCAUUCGUUUGACAAUCCAAUCGAUUCACCUAAACUCUUAAAUACAUUACACACUAGUCGUUUAUUAGAAGGAUAUGGGCAGAUAUCUUCAUCAUCAUCACCACCACCACUAUCAUCAACAUCAACAUCACUAUCACUACCUAAUGGAUCUAUUCAACAUGAUUCAUCUCCUUCAACAUCGUCGAAUUUCUAUGCUGUUGCAGCUUGUGCAGCAGCAGCGGCAGUUGUAGCCGCAGCAGUAGCAUCUUGGAGUGGUACAAGUUCACCAAAAACAUCCAAUAAAUCUCAACAAUAUUUCACAUCCUCUAAUAGUCAUCAAAGUUCACCAUGUCCUUCUAUUAGUAAUAAUAAUAAUAAUACAUUAUUUCCAUUAAGUCCAUCUGGAUCAAUUAAUAAAUCAGCUCUUUUCAAUCAUUUACAAUCGGUGAAAUCACCGAAUAGUAUUGGCGGUAUGGCACCAUCACCCAAAGCAAAUAGUAGCAAUUUGACUACUUCAUCAUUAUCUCCAGCUGGAUUAUAUCAUAGAUGUGAAAAUAAUAAUAGUAAUAAUAAUAAUACGAAUAAUAAUAACAACUACAGUAGUAGUCGAGCGUCUACUUCAACUAACUCUACCGCUGCUAGUCCUUAUUCUCCUAGUAUGUUUGCUGCCGCCGCAGCCGCUGCACAUAUGCAGUUAUUAUCCGCAGCAGCAGCCGCUGCUACGUUCAAUUCAAAUUUGUCAUCAUCAUCUUCAUCGUCUUCAGUACAUACAGCUCCAUCAACACCAUGUAUAACAACUUCAUUGAAUAAUGAAUUCACAUUUGAAGAUUCUAUCAGAGAAAUGAAAUCAGUAUCAACAUCUUCAUCAUCGUCAGUUAUUUCUUUAUCGGAUUUAUCACCGACUGUACAAUUCGGUUCUUUGUCGACAUCUUCGUUAUCAUCAAUUCAAAAUAGAGAUAAUAACAGUAAUAAUAAUAGUAAUGAUAAUAAUAAUUCAGUAUCAAACAGUCUUUGGAGACGUCAGCAAACUGCAGCAGCGGUAGUAGCCGCUGUAGCUGCGAGUGCUAUGAUUGGUAAUUCAACAUCUUCAGAAUUAUCAUCUGUUUCUGCUGUUGCCAGAGGUGAUAACGAUAGUAUUAGUGGUCGUAGUGGAGUAGGAAGAAGAAGAAGAAACACUAAUAUACAUAAUACAUUAGAUCGAACUAAUUCUCCUGGACUAUGGUCUAGUCGAAAUCAUCUGUUUAGCUCAAGAUCUCGUGAUCGUCGAAGUUUUGAUUUUGUAAAAGCCUUAACAAAAUCGGGAAUUACUAACAUUCAUAAUAGUAAUAAUAGUAAUGAUGAUGUAAUAAUCAAUGAAGAAUCAUCUUUAGAUCAUUGUAAAGAAACUUUAAAGAGAAAAAUGACUACCAAUCUUAUAUCAUCAUCAGCAGCAGCUACAACAACAUCCUCAUGUUUAUCUAAAGGUAUACAUAUUAAAAAACCAUUAAAUGCAUUUAUGCUAUUUAUGAAAGAAAUGCGUUCACGUGUACAAGAAGAAUGUACCUUAAAAGAAUCUGCUGCAAUUAAUCAAGUAUUAGGUAAAAAAUGGCAUGAAUUAACUAGAGAAGAACAAACAAAAUAUUAUGAAAUGGCUAGACAUGAAAAAGAAUUACAUCAACAAUUAUAUCCAAAUUGGUCAGCACGUGAUAAUUAUGCAUAUCAUGCUAGACGUCGUAAACGUCGACGACAAUUAUUUCAUAAACAUGGUUUACAUAUUCGUGGAACACGUCAUAUGAAUAAAUCAAUAAUGAAUACACGUUCAUAUGAAAAAUCAUCAUCAUCAUCAUUAUUAUUAUUGAAUGAUUCAACUAUUAUGAUGGAUAAAUCUAAAGUGAACACUUCAUUGGAUAAAUGGAAUGGAUAUAAAUCAUUUCCAUUAGAUAUUAGUAAUAAUCAACAAAAACGUAAUUCAUGUAUUCCUGAUCAUUCUGUAAAUAAUAAAACUCAUUCAAAUGAUUCAUUAUCUUCAAUGAUAAUAAAUGGUUCAAAAAUACAAACUGAUCAUUUACCAGAUGAUAUUGUUCAUCGUCAUCAUCAACGCCAUCAUCAUCAUAGUAGUAGUAGUGGUAGUAAAUGCUCUUCUCCACAUCUUCCUUCAUCUAUACAUCCUGUUACUACUAUUUCAGAAUUCUCAUCUAAUCAUCAACAAAGCCCUUUAACAUCAAAUUCACCAUUGUGUAGAAAACAAAAUCAAUCGUUUACAGCACCAUCCAUCUCAUCACCGUCAUCAUCAUCAUCAUCGUUGGUGUCCACCACCACCACCACCACCUCAUCAUCAUUAUCAUCAUCUUCUUUGUCAUCAUCAUUAACAUUAUCUAAACAAAUUACUUCUAAUCUCACUAAACUAGAUCCUAUUACAACUAUAAAGGAAGAAGAUGGUUGUAAUUUCUUAGGUGAAGUAAAACAGCAUGUAAAAUCAAUGAAUGUAAAUUCUAUCGAUUAUAAAACAUUUAUGAAUAGUGUUGAUGAUGAAAAUAAUAAUAAUAAUAUUGUUAAGAAUGAUCGAUAUGUUGCUGAAUACUCUAUAAAAAAUGAUUACAAUGAAUCCAAGGUAACAACGAGUAAUAUUGGUCAUCAAUAUCGUUCCAAUAUUGAUUUAGGUUAUUGUUUAUUUCCUCAUGUCCCUACCGUUAAUAUGAAUAAUGGUAAUAAUGAAUCAGAUAAAUUUCAAACUAUACGUGAUUUCAAUAGGAAAUCUAAACUUAACUUAAAUUCAAAUAGGAAUACAGCUUUAACUGCUAAUAUUGUAGCUACACCUAACAUCAAUACUACAUCUUCUAUUUCAUCAACUACAUUCUGUAAUCGAGAUCGUGAAUUAAAUAAAUUAUACAAUGAAUCUAUGAAUUUAAUCCCAAAUGAAUAUGCUUAUCAUACUAAUAACAAUAAUAAUAAUAAUCAUGAUGUAUCAAAUUUAUUUCAUCAUUCCACAGGUUAUCCAUUUUUACAUUCUGAUAUAAAUAUUAAACGUGACACAUCAUCUGCAUUCUAUCCUUCUUCUCUGUCAUCCGCAUUGAAUGAUAACAAAUCAAUACAUUCUAAAGAUCAUUCGUUUUUAUCCCCUAGAUUCACCGGGAUGAUUAAUUUAUCAUCAUCGUCAUCAUCAGUAGACAAUGAAAAUAGACAUCCAUCAUAUUCAAUAACACCGAUUGGUUAUCAGUCCGGUUAUAGAUAUUCUUCUCAUUUAGAUCAUUUAUCCUAUUCAUCAAUGUCUUCUAAUCACUUUCCAACUUUUCCUGGUUCAUUACCUUCACAUUUGAUGUCUACUUUCGGUCUUAACGGUGGUGGUGGUGGUGGUGGUGGUGGUAAUAAGCAUCAUAAUUCUUCAAGAUGUAUGACUGAUCUAUUACCAUCAUCAUCGACAUCAGAUAGUCAUGUCAAAACAAUUACAAAAAAUAAUCAUUCAUCUCAUUCAGCCGUGUCAACUACUGUGGCGGCGGUAGCUGCCGCUGCAGCAGCGGUAGCUAUGACUGCAAGUGAACUGUCUGGUGGGAAUUUGAAAAAAUGUCGUGCUAGAUUUGGUUUGGAACAUCAGAAUAUGUGGUGUAAACCGUGUCGUCGUAAAAAAAAGUGUAUACGUUUUAUUUCGGAAGCGGAACCAGAAGAAUUUUCUAAUGGAACAACAACAUCACAACAACCACAAACAGGAACUCAUCAUUCAUCAACUCAUCAUCUUGCUAGGCAAAGAUUAGCUAAUUUUAUAGAUCCAUUUAUACGUCCUGCGCAUUCAUCUCAGUCAAAUAUUUCUGGUCAAUCAUCGAAAUUUCAUACAUUUCCUUCAAGUUUCUUAUGUUCAUCAAUAAAUUUUAAUAAUAAUGUAACAAAUGAACAUACAUUAACAUCAUCAUCAUCAUCAUCAUUAGCUGAUUUCAGUUUACGCUUAAACCAACCACAUCAUGCAAUUCCAGGCUGUUAUACCGGUAAAUCUUCAGCAUUUAUAAGUCCUUCACUUUCAUCUCGUUCAAAUCAUCCAAUGUUAGAUCUAGCAACAUCACCAUUUCCAUUGAAAAAUUCAUAUCAUCAUUUGAAUAAUUCAACAAGUGAAGAGUUAAAUUUUAAGCUAAAAUCAUCGUCCCCACGAACAUCAUCAUCGUUAUCAUCGUCAUCAUCAUCAUCAUCAGUGUUGUUUUCCCCAUCUCGAUUAAAUUCACAUACCAUUGGUCAUUGUUUAUCCAAUUGUAAUGAAUCUAGACUACCGACUACCACUAACAACAAUACCGAAUUCGCUUUUAAUAAACCGAAUUCUAUUGACAUGUGGAAUAAUAAUAAUACUACUAAUAAUAAUGGUAUGAAUACAUUUUAUCCUAAUUGGUCUCAUGAUUCAUCAGCUUUUAAAUUAUCCACAACAUCAUCAUGUGUUGAUGUUUCAACAAUCAGUAUGACAAUAUCAUCAUCAGUAUGUUCCCAGUUGAAUACACACAAUUUAAUUGAUUCCACUAGUCGAUCAAAUAGUCAUAAUCGGUUACGUGAAUCAAAUCAAUCUGACAAAUGUAAUAUCAAUACUAGUACUACUAAUACUACCACUACUACUACUACUACUAUCACAGGUGAUAGAAAUCAUUUUAAUUCAAACCAAUCUAAAUUAUCAUCCAAUGAAGCUAAUCGGUUCGUUAAUCAAUCAUUGUCAUCAUUAACAGACAAUUCAGUUGCUUCGAAAAUAAACCCGACCAAUUUACAAAAUGAUUCAAAUUGUUCAAUGCCUUAUUCUAAUGUAGUGUCAUUUGCCCUCUGCUCCUCUCUUACCUCUUCAAAUGUAGAAAUAUUCAAUACAAAGCCAAUUAAUAUGAAUUCGUUUAUUGGUACUCAUUCAUUGGAAUGUUCUUCCUCUUCUUCUUCGUCUUCUUCCUCGUCGUCAUCAUUGUCCAACACAUUACCAUCUACAGUAUUAUCAUUAUCGUCACCAAUAAAAACUAUAUCCGAUGAAUAUUCAGAAAGAAAUCCCAAUGAACCACCGCCAUCUAAACGAAUUUGUUGUAAUUCACCAGCGUCUUUAUUAAAAUCAUCUAAUAUUGAAUCUGUAGUGUGUUGUAUGUCAAGUCCACUUGUUUCUACGAAUAAUGAUGUAACCAAUUUCACUAAUAUAAAUAAUUUAGACAGUUCUGUAUUGCAAGAUCAUUUAGCUGUAUCCAAUUCUACUACUACUAAUACGACUACUACUAGUACUACUACUACUGCCGUUACUACUGUUAAAACUACCACCACAACAAGUUGUAAAUAUACAGAAUCGGUUCGAUUCGGUGUAGCUGAUUUCAUGGGACUAAAUGAUGAUGAUAAUAAUAAUCAUAAUCAUAAUAAUGAUAAUGUUGAUAUUAUUUCAGUUGUGGAUAAUAUCGAUCAUGAUUGCCUUUAG